Molecule: messenger RNA, 1023 nt
Organism: Fusarium subglutinans
Lineage: Eukaryota; Fungi; Ascomycota; Sordariomycetes; Hypocreales; Nectriaceae
Product: aldehyde dehydrogenase
Exons: 4
Coding region: 1-1023 (340 amino acids)
Molecular function (GO): oxidoreductase activity, acting on the aldehyde or oxo group of donors, NAD or NADP as acceptor
Source: RefSeq, a predicted model, not a curated record
AUGAUGGCAGCCUGGAAGUUGGGCCCUGCUCUUGCAUGCGGCAACACCGUUGUGCUCAAGGCUGCUGAGCAGACCCCUCUCUCAGUCCUGUACCUGGCUAAGUUGAUCAAGGAGGCUGGCUUCCCCGCUGGUGUCGUCAACAUCGUCAACGGUUAUGGAGCCGAGGCUGGAUCUGCCAUUGCUGCCCAUCCUGGUGUCGAUAAGAUUGCCUUUACUGGCUCAACAAUCACCGGAAAGGCUAUUAUGAAGAAGGCUUCCGAGCACCUCAAGAACGUCACUCUCGAGACCGGAGGCAAGAGCCCUCUCAUUGUUUUCGACGAUGCCGAUUUCGAGCAAGCGGUCAAGUGGUCUCACGGUGGCAUCAUGGCUUUAGGCAACAUGGGACAAAUCUGCACAGCCACAUCCCGUAUCUUUGUGCAAGACACUAUCUACGAGAAGUUCCUCGAGGCUUUCCACGAGCAAGUCAAGUCUGCCACCGUUAUCGGUGAUCCUUUCGACGAGAACACCACACACGGUCCUCAAGUUUCCAAGGCACAAUAUGAGAAGAUCCUGUCACUUAUUGAGGCAGGAAAGUCAGAAGGAGCAGGUCUCCUGACUGGUGGUGCCCGUUCUGGAGACAAGGGUUUCUAUAUUCAGCCCACUGUCUUCCGUGAUGUCAAGCCAAACAUGAAGAUUGCUCGGGAGGAGAUCUUCGGACCUUGCGUCAUCAUUGCGCCUUUCUCAACAGAGGCCGAUGCGAUUAAGAGUGCCAAUGAUACCAGUUACGGCCUGGGUGCUGCCGUCUUCACUGAGAACCUCCGCAAGGCUCACCGUGUCGCCGCGGGCGUUCAGGCUGGAACCGUUUGGAUCAACAGCUCUCGGGACACCCACUAUGGUGUUCCCUUCGGAGGCUCCAAGCAGUCUGGUAUCGGCCGUGAGCUUGGAUCCUACGCUUUGUCUGCAUACACCCAGGUCAAGGCUGUCCACGGUACAUUCUUCCUCUCCCCCUUCUAUGACACACCCACAGUAUCUAACUUGAGUUAG